Messenger RNA from Arachis stenosperma, 912 nucleotides. RefSeq lists its product as uncharacterized. The coding region runs from base 1 to 912 and encodes 303 amino acids. NCBI's taxonomy places the organism in Eukaryota, Viridiplantae, Streptophyta, Magnoliopsida, Fabales, Fabaceae. The record is from RefSeq and is a predicted model, not a curated record. The transcript is spliced from 2 exons.
AUGGUCACUACAAAUGACAAGGAGACUGAAGACAAGCCAAGCAAGCUGUCGGAACAACCUGAAAAUACCUUAGUAGAGACGGAGAAGAAAGACCAACAAGAACCUGAAAUCUCACAACAGGAGCUGCUGAGACUAUAUGCACCAUUUCCUCAACUGCUAAAGGGUGCUGUGGGAAAGAGAAUGUACUCAAGGUUCUUAGACUCGUUUGCAUCUUUGAAUGUGAACAUACCAUUCAUCAAGAUCAUUCAGCAAAUGCCAGCAUUCAUCAAGUAUAUGAAGGAACUACUUCCCAGAGAGCUCACUCAAGGGGGGCCAGACUGGGAAACAAAUUUUGAUAGAGCACUUUGCGAUUUGGGAGCAAACAUCAACUUAAUACCCCUAUCCCUGGUAAAAAGGCUGCAGAUCAAUGAGAUACUACCUACAGAUGUAGUCAUAAGGCUGGCUGACAAGACUCAAAAGCAAGCAGUGGGAGUGGUGGAAAAUGUGUUGCUCAAAGUUGGAAAAUACUUUCUCCCAACAGACUUUGUCAUCCUGGACAUGGAAGAGAGUCACCUGCACCCAAUCAUAUUGGGGAGACCAUUUCUAGCUACUGCUAGAGCACUCAUAGAUGUGGAGAAAGGAGAGAUAAUAUUAAGGAUCCAUGAUGAACAACUGAGCUUCAGUGUUUUCGAACUCUCACUAGAAAAAGAUGAAGAGGAUAAAGAACCGAGCAAAAGGCAUCAUGAGAUACUAAAGGAAGAAGCAAGCACUGAAGCACAACCAGCUCAUCCUGAGAUUCACUGGGUUGAUGGACAAGGCCAGCAGCAAGUGCCACAGGUCAAGGAAAAUUGGAGGAACCUAAGCCACCAGAAGUUUGUGAGGACAUUAACAAAAGCUCAUCAAAGAAGGAGGUCACCAGGAGUAAGAAAAUAG